AUGCCAGGAACAGCUCAACUAAAAGGAGAAAAUAUAAAUAUCGCUUGGUCGCCGGAUGCGCGCACAAUUGCUGUCGGCAACAAAGCAGACUUGGUACGUUGAUGAUUUUGCGUCAGCGUUAUUCACGACACUUAGUUGACGACGACUUUACUCAUCUAAGACGGAGUUAUUCCUGAUUGUACAUGUAUUGCAGGUUCUAGAGAGUUGUAGACAUCGAAUGCCUAUGGUUAUAUUCGUGUUAAUUGAACUUCGCAAGGUUCUCCAGUCUUUAUUUCCCUUUUCUUUGCAACUUUUUCACAUUGUGACAAAAGUGUUGAUCCUGUGGUCAAGCCUCCAAAGACAUGUUGUCCUUAUCCGUAACCAUAUCAGACCUUUGUACUAAGCCACGUCAAGUAGUUUAACUUAUGACAGUUAUUCAUUUGGAUCACUUCGUAUUUUCCACUCUCUUUAUUAACACUCCAAGUAGUGCACGUUUGAGGGCUUUUAACCAAUUCUUUAUUUUCCCAGAUUACAUGGCUCGAUGUUCGUUCUGGACUGUCACAAAUCCAGUCAGAACAAUUUAAUUUUGAAAUCAAUGAGUUCGCGUGGAAGCCGUCCGGAGAUGUUUUCUUGUUGGCUACAGGCCUGGACAGCAUCUUGGUUUACAGGUACUGCCUUUUUACCCGUUCUAGAAAAAAAACCAGGAGUUAUUUAUCACUCCUACUCGAUUAUGCAGUUAACUUGACGUGGUUUAAAAAGCCGUGAAAGCAGUUCUUUUGUCUGGCUGGCGUUCAGUGAUUGCAACGACAGGCGAUCGAUAACCCUGCAAAAGGCGGGUAAAUCCUGACAAAUUAUAAGGUGGCUGCUGGAACACAAAGUACUAUGGCUUGGUCGUAUAAGUUUCAUCGUCCGCGCUGCAAUAAGGAUAAAACGACUGUUAGAAUUUUUAUUUACCAACAGUCCUCAUUUUUCCCUGCAUAUAUCUACUUGAUGCUGUGAGAAUUAAUUGGAACAUUUUCUCACUGUGACACUACCAAACUUGCAUGACUACCGAACUGUGGAUGAUGACUCUGUCUUUAAAUCUACUUUUCAAUUGGGAAAGAGGGCCGGUCGCCCUCAGUACCAUGACAUGUCUGUUUAUUUUCAUAUGCUGUUAGAGUGUUCGCGACCAAGGGGAGAAAAAGACCAAGCCGAGGCUCGAUCUGGCUGUUUUAGUUCACUUAUGAUCUUUGACAGUCGACAGCACCGUGUUUUAUAUCUUUUUUCGACAUCCUUGCACAAUCUUACGGAUACGCUGGCAGCUGUGCAUUACCUCUCGUGUUCUAUGCCGUCUUCUGCAAUACUAGUUCGUGCCCAGUUGAUGGUUCAAUGCCGUCCGACCGUCCGACCGACAUUGGCUUUCCUGGCUUCGAAUUACGACGUACACAUUGCCUGUUUUUCGGGUGAAACAGGUCUCCAGUCAUUUAGUUUACCCGUCAACACAGCAAUCAAUUUGAUCGUUGUCGUAAACAGCAGUGAAGUACUCAUUAUUUAAGAGGGUUUAUUAAUGAAAAUGAGUGUUUUUGCCCGGUGUCCCAAACUCCUUCUGAUUUCGGGACGUUUAUACUUACGUCGUGCAGUUUCCAUGUUCUCAGCGUACUAACCCUCGAAUUUAUGUUGCCGUCGCAUAUGCGUCCCAACAGUCAUUGAUUUAACGUUUGUUUUAUACUCAAGAUCUGACGGAUCUUUAUUUUGGCGGACAUUGCAAAGAUACGCUUCCUGCGACUCCGUUCACAAAUUGGGGUGUCCGCAGCCUUCUUAGCCUUUAAGAUUUUCGAGGACAGCUGAAGUGACAGUUGUAGAGCUUCCUGGCGCAUUGACAAGCAACAUUGCAUUCCCUCCACUUUGUGCAGCAUGGAUUGUUUCGACUUCUCAGGUUACGUUGACACUCUUUGGCAAUGACUGUAAGCUCUUGCCUUUGAAACCGGAUAAGUUAUCGAGGUCUCUAUUAACUGCCUCUUUACAGCUUGAAGGCAUACAGUUGAGAGUGUUUCGAAAGUGUUCGAUCCAAGUUUUUUUCUCAAUGAUCUAUCAAACAACCGCUGAAUGUGUUGUUGUAGACUUCUUUUAUGGCCCCGAUGAAGUUCGCCGCUUCACUCCAGUCAGCGUCUUUUGGAUUUCUUUGAGUUUUUGAUGCGUCUAGAGGUUUAGGAUGUUUCUCAUUCCCUAUCUUCUCUAUCGCCAACGCCUGGCGAACUUGGCUUUGCUCAUUUUUUAUGUGAAUGUCGCUAGUCAGGCGGGUUUUAAAUCUUGUCCGUGUAGGACCGUUCCUCGUGUCGCCAAAUGGGCCUAAAAAUUUCCAGACGUAAUCAAAGUCGCGAAAGGCAUUGCACUUUUAGUAUUUCACACUGGCUUAGCUGGGAAGCACUACACUUUCCGGAUUCUGCUUAGCUGAUUUAUAUACUGCCUUCCUGCAAAACCGUCUUCUUGUUUGAACUUUCAGUUUUAUCAAAUAAAGAGGGGGUGUUUCGCUGGGUCGCAGAUCGCUUUCGUAGCGGACACACCACAUAUGUUUGCUCUUCCUAGCGUGAUUGACCUGUUCACAUUCGGUGCAGAGUCGUGAAUGAGUAAAUGCGCCCUCGGAGCUUGCCCUUUAUGUCCUUGAUUGCCGAGGGUUGGCCAAUCAGAGAGUCAGCUUCCGCAUGUCCCUCCUCAUGGCGAUGCAGAAGUAUCCGGACUUUCGCUUCUUCCCCGAGACUUCUGGUGACUGUGGUCUUUCCUUUUGAUGGAUCGCCUGUCUUGUGCUUUGUGUACGCUGUUUCAUUGUAAGCACCCCGUUUCUCGGCUUCUGAUGGGACGUGACAGGACGAGAACAGUAGCUGGUAGUGUCCACUGUACUCUACGGUAGUGUCCACUGUACUCUACGACCUCUGGCGGGUCCUACCAACCCAUGCACCCUGAAUAUUAUUUAGGUGUCUGCCUGAAUCUCAGACGGAGCUCUCAGCUGCCGCUGUUAGACCCCCUGUUUUUUUCAUAAUUUCAAUACUCACCUGGUAUUUUCUGCAUAUUCCUCUUUUCUGCUUAAUAAAUUCUUACAAAUCCUUCCAGUGGAAAGCCUGGUGAAAUGCGACGAGAGAUGAGUAUUCAGGCUCAUCCAGUCAAUGCUAUGUGUCUUCAGUUCUCUCCCUCUGGAAGUUACUUCGCCGUUGGCAGUGCAGACGCCCUCGUCUCCAUUUGGGAUGCUGACGAGUUCGUUUGCUUAAGAACCUUGGCUAGGUGAGUUAAGAUGCGUAUGUCGUAUCUUUUCUCCUUUUAUUUGCAGUUAUCAAACACCCUUGGGUCACGGUUUUUUACUUCUACCACUCCACUUAGCACGCACCUAUAAUAACCUACCUAAUUUAGUGUCCUGGGUAGGCGGGAUCACCGAGAAAGAACAUUCCGCCCGAUCCCAUUUUCAAUCGUCACAGCUCAGGCGCAGCGCCUUCGGACCGGCAGCCGCACAGGCAGCCAGGACCAGCCAACGGAAAACGCUGGCUUAUGUGCCGGCUAGAUUCGUUCAGUAACACACAGUUUGCCCGGGAAUGCUUUAGAACUGUAGGGAUUUCCUUGAUUUCUUAGGGUUGUCUCAGUAUUUGAUAAGGUACGGUCAGAAAAUGAUGGUUCCAGCCCUCACUCUGCAUCCCAUUUGCGCUUUCUCGUCUUUCCUUCUAGGCUGGAGUGGCCAGUGCGUGCCCUAGGAUUCUCGCAUGACAGUCAACUCAUUGCUUCCGCCAGCGAGGAUCACUUCAUCGAUAUUGGAUGCGUAGAGACCGGUAUUUCUCUUUCUGUGAACUUAUUGCCGUUUGCUUUUCCUAACGGAAAUAUUUUGCAACUUCGCUGAUUAGCAGACAGUCAGUAAGCCACAACUGAACUGGUUCGCAUCCACAAGCCCAGUGAAGAUUGAAAUAUGUGGAAACAUUCACAGCCACGUUCCUACCAGCUCCAACCCCAGAUGCCCAGGCUUGUGGGCUUCUCAUGUUUUCUGCACAACUCAGUCCUCCCAAGACGGAGAAUCAGGCUGUAAUGGAAUUUUUGAUAUAGCCUUUGUGGCAGUCCCACGAACGUGAAAUUUGAGUCGCCCCUUCCUAUUUCUGUCCAUUGCGUCUUGUCUUGCACCGCGUGCAAGCCACCGGCCAUGCUGUGGGGUAGGAAUCUGUAAACUGGUCCUGCAUUUAUCUUUCUGUGGGGCAAACGGUGGAUAUCGUCGUUUGAGACGACCGAACUGGGUUAUCUGGGAUCAGGUAGUCCUCGUAAGUUAUGUGAUUUUACCCCGAAAUCGUCUAAUCUACACAGCCGAAAAUGAUUGGGGUAGUUGUCCAACCUUCUGGCUUUUUGCAGUUGAUUAACGUGUCUCCGCGAGCCUGUCUUAUUGGACUAGUGGGCUGAGAGUCCUGUUUUAUUCAUCAUUGUUGGUCGCCUAGAGGCCAAAUACUGAGUCGUUUCUCCAGUAGGUAGCGCAUUUCGUGAAACAUUAAUCAAGGUUCUAAAAUGUGGUUUCGGUUAGAGGGACUUACUUAUCCGCGGGUCGUGGUAUUGAUUGGAAUAAAGCAUAAUCCUAAGAUGUUUCAACUACGCCAGGGCAUCGGCUUUUGAAUGCGUUGAAAUUUCGAUGUCCUGAUAAAUCGGGGCAUAUUUUAUAGAAGCAUGCACAAAAAUAUCCUUCCUUCGACUCAAGGUAAAGAUGCAUGCCAGACCAUGGAACGUAUUUGUCAGGUUAUUAUUGUGAGACCCAUUUGUAAAGAGCCGGGCGGCCACGGUGGGAUUCGAACCCACGACAACGAGGGGAAGGCCUUAGUACAGCCAACGCUCUAACUACUUGAGCUACGAGGCCCCGCCGGACGACGCGAGUUUAAUCACAGCUGGGUCAGGUUACCCGCCCAGCCUACUGCAACGUCUGGAAUCCACCAAAUCUGAUACAGUAAGUUGACUGCCCAAGCAGGAUUUCCUAAAUCAUUCACCUAGAAUCCGCCAGAUAACAACCAGGCUCACGUAAUUCAUAGAUUCUUUGGCAGAUUUUGAAUAAUUCAUAUUGACCCAACCGUGAAAAAUUGCGUGGGUUCGAAUCCCACCGAGGCGCCGAGUUUUUCACAGUUGGGUCAAUAUGAAUUAUUCAAAAUCUGCCAAAACAUCUAUGGAUGUUUUUGUGUUUGCUUUCCACAAAAUAUGCUGGGAUUUAUCAGGACAUACAAGAUCGUUGAAGAAGGUGCAUACCACAUGGCAGUCAUUUUUUACAGUGUGAUGCUUGCAUACGGGCGAAAAGAAGCGUGUUCAAAAGCCGGUACGCUGGUGCUACUGAAAUAUUUUCGGAUUAUGUUGCACGAUGCUCAAUAUUACAAUCUCACGUAAGUAGCCCUUUUUAGUCGGUUAGUGUUUCACCGAGGAUUUGUACCCACAGACAUCAGCCUUCGGGCCUCUUCUCCAUACUGAUUUUGCCCGAAUAAUAAGGUUUCUCCAAAUCACAGGAAGUCGAUACCUGCCUUUCAUCGUCCCCGUGGCACACGGAAUGUCCGUCUUGUGCUCUUGUUUUAUUUGCUACUAACUGUUUAUCAGUAACCAGACUUUGCUCGGAUCACGCUUUCCUUGUUUCUGCAUCGUUACUCGUCGACUCUCGUCGUUCUUUGUUCAUUGCUCUCUGUUGUCGCUCGCUUUUAAACCGACCACCACGCGCCGGUGUCAUUCACGCGACUGCUCGUGCCACAGAACCACAAAGAAUAUCAGAGUUACUCUGACUAUCUUCUGACAUAGCCUUUAACCUCGUGUGUGUCUAUUUUGGCGAAUAAACUAGCACUGGAUCGAGAAAAUCCAAAAAAAAUGUUAAUACCCCCCACCGAUAAGGACAGUGUACUUUUGUGGUUUCGUUGAGCCCUGUCGUUAGGUGAAGAACCGGGCUGUCCGGAGCAAGUAUGACUUUUUCUUCCUCCCCUCUCUUGCCAUGUACAGGUGAACAGGUCUACCGACUGGGCACACAGUCUGCAGCCACAUUCGUGCUGGCCUGGCACCCGCGUUGCCACCUGCUCACCUACUCUAGUGAGGCCAAGUACGAACGCGAUCAGGGCAUCAUCCGCCUCUUUGGACUGCCCCUGUCAUCCGAUGGCGGGGAUCGGAAGCCGGCACUAAUUAGCGAACACCCUGCCUGA
Messenger RNA from Spirometra erinaceieuropaei, 6134 nucleotides. Lineage: Eukaryota; Metazoa; Platyhelminthes; Cestoda; Diphyllobothriidea; Diphyllobothriidae. The record is from the annotation of a GenBank genome assembly.